Messenger RNA from Equus quagga, 2163 nucleotides. RefSeq names its product zinc finger protein 658-like. The annotation marks the transcript as partial. Gene Ontology annotation, molecular function: DNA-binding transcription factor activity, RNA polymerase II-specific; RNA polymerase II transcription regulatory region sequence-specific DNA binding. The record is from RefSeq and is a predicted model, not a curated record. Gene Ontology annotation, cellular component: nucleus. Gene Ontology annotation, biological process: regulation of transcription by RNA polymerase II. The transcript has a single exon. Lineage: Eukaryota; Metazoa; Chordata; Mammalia; Perissodactyla; Equidae.
AUGAAUGUAGGUGAAAAGUUGCAGCUUGAGAUUAAGCGUCAGAAAACUCCUACUGGAGAGAAGUCUAAUGAAUGUAAUAAAAAUGUGAAAGGUCUCAGUUACAAGAAAGAUCAUCAGAAAUUUCAAACUCUGGCACAAUCCUUUGAGUAUAAUGAGUUCGGGAAAGUUUUACAUGAUAAAACUGUCUGUGUUACAGUGACAAGUUCUCUAACAGGAGAAGAAUCCUAUAAGGACUUUGAAUUUAGGAAAAACUGUGAUAAACCAACUGUAUUUAACCUCGUCAGAAAUGGCACAAGGGAAGAAUGCUUUGAUCUUGAUGAAGUUGGGAAAUCCUGUGACGAUAGGAAUACUUUAUUGGAGUACAAUAAAAUUAACGUGGCUAUGACACACUGUGAACGUCAUGAAAGUGGGAGUAACUUCAUCAGGAAUUCACCCCUCAUUCAAUCUCAGAGAACUAUUACAGGACAGGGUGCUGCUCAAAGCAGUAAAUGUGAAGAAAAUUUGAGCCAGAGCUCAACCCAUCAGAAGACACAAACUGGAGAUAAAUUCUGUGUUUUUAAUGAAUGUACAAAUGCCUUCUAUGAGAAAUUAGACCUUAUGAUACAUCAGAGAACUCACACAGAAGAGAAUUUCUACGAGUGUGGUAAAUAUGGGAAAUCCUUCCAUCAAAACUCAGCCCUGGAUCUAUUUCAGCAAAGUGGCACAGGACAGAAGUCAUUUGAAUGUAAUGAAUGCAGGAAAUUCUUUUACCAGAAAGCACACCUCAUUCAGCAUCAGAGGAUCUGCUCGGGGGACAAAACUUAUGAAUGUGAGGAAUGUGGAAGAUCCUUUUCUCCAAAUUCACACUCCGUUCAUUGUCCUGGAACCCAUAUGGGGGUCAGUCUCUGUGAAUGUAAUGAAUAUGCGAAAACUUUCUGUCAGAAGUCAAACCUCAGUGAACAUGUGACAGUUCAUACAAAGGAGAAACCUUAUGAUCACAAUCGAUGUGGGAAAUCUUACAAGAAGUCUGCCAUCAUAGAACACCAGAGAACACACACACGGAUGAAACCCUUUCAGAGUAAUGAAUAUGGGAAAACAUUCUCCAAGAUGGCACAUUUCAAAGAAUGUCAGAGAAUUUACACAGGGGAGAAACCCUAUGAAUGUAUUGAAUGUGGGAAAACUUUCUCCAAGACGUCCCAUCUCAGAGCACAUCAGAGAAUUCACACAGGCGAAAAACCCUAUGAAUGUAUUGAAUGUGGGAAGACUUUCUCUCACAAGACUCAUCUCAGUGCACAUCAGAGAACUCACACAGGGGAGAAACCUUAUGAGUGUAAUGAAUGUGGGAAAACUUUUGCUGAUAAUUCAACCCUCAGAGCACAUCAGAGAACUCACACAGGGGAGAAACCUUAUGAUUGUAAUGAAUGUGGGAGAUCUUUUGCCCAUAUAUCCGUUCUCAGAGCACAUUUGAGAAUUCACACAGGGGAGAAACCUUAUGAAUGUAAUGACUGUGGGAGAUCUUUUGCCCAUAAUUCAGCCCUCAGAGCGCAUCAGAGAAUUCACACAGGUGAGAAACCCUAUGAAUGUAAUGAAUGUGAGAAAACUUUUGCCCAUAAUUCAGCUCUCAGAGUACAUCACAGAGUUCACACAGGGGAGAAACCAUAUGAAUGUAAUGAAUGUGAGAAAACUUUUGCCCAUAAUUCAGCCCUCAGAGCACAUCAGAAAAUUCACACUGGGGAGAAACUGUAUGAAUGUAAUGAAUGUGGGAAAAUCUUUUCCCAGAAGACACACCUCAGUACACAUCGGAGGAUUCACACAGGGGAAAAACCGUAUGAAUGUACUGCAUGUGGGAAAACCUUUUCCCAGAAAUCAUACCUCAGUGGUCAUGAGAGAAUUCACAAAGGGGAAAAACCUUAUGAAUGUAAUGAAUGUGGGAAAACUUUUGUCUAUAAGGCAGCCCUGAUAGUCCAUCAAAGAAUUCACACAGGAGAGAGACCCUAUGAAUGUAAUGAAUGUGGGAAAACUUUCUCCCAAAGGACACACCUCAGUGCACAUCAAAGAACUCACACAGGGGAGAAACCUUAUGAAUGUAGUGAAUGUGGGAAAACUUUUGCUGAUAAUUCAGCCCUCAGGGCACAUCAGAGAAUUCACACAGGGGAGAAACCCUAUGAAUGUAAUGAAUGUGGG